AUGGGAGAUAUUUGCAUCAAGGUUGUCAACUCUAAGUUACAUACCCUAAAUAGAAUAAUAUGUAAGAUCUUAAUGUGAGUCAACAGAUGAGAGAGUUCAAUAAACUUUAUGAUGUUGCCUAUUGAUGACAUCAAAGUCAUCUUUGGUAAGUGCAACUGAUGUCAUCUAUUAGAGUAGGUGCAUGCUUAAUGAAAGUAACACCAUCACACCAAAUGGGACAACAAGAAACAUGGCUAUAGUGAUACUAUUGCAUAGCCUUGCACAACUCUUAGAAAACUUGUACAACAUUUUGCUGACGUCUCUCCAGCUAUGAGAUCACCCCCAUUACAAGGUGAAGCAUGAGAUUGAGUUUGUGCCUAGUGUGUGCUCACCAGAAAAUGUGCACCCAACACAAGGAUGGUAAUGUACCUCAAGGGGGUACGUUGACACCUUGAUGACUUGUUAGAUCUGAUAUGUUCUUCUAAAUAAAGGAUAAGUCACUUACACUAUACGUAGAUUAUUAGUUAGUUAAUAGGUUAAUGGUAAAUAACAAGUACCAUGUGUCUGAUGUGAAUGAAUUGUUCGACUAG
Molecule: messenger RNA, 569 nt
Organism: Spirodela intermedia
Lineage: Eukaryota; Viridiplantae; Streptophyta; Magnoliopsida; Alismatales; Araceae
Source: the annotation of a GenBank genome assembly